Molecule: messenger RNA, 1533 nt
Organism: Linum trigynum
Lineage: Eukaryota; Viridiplantae; Streptophyta; Magnoliopsida; Malpighiales; Linaceae
Source: the annotation of a GenBank genome assembly
AUGUGCCUAACUGCCCACUUCAUUGACCAAGAUUGGAAUUUGAGAAAGAAGAUCAUCAAUUUUGGGGAACUUAAGGGUCAUAAAGGGGGGAUUGAGAAGAUUUUCACAAUUACCGUGGAUAAUGCUAGCUCUAAUGAUACAGCUGUGGCCAAAUGGAAGGAAGUUUUUAAUGCUAGGGGGACUAGUAUAUGUGAUAGUGAAUUUCUUCACAUGAGGUGUGUAGCUCAUAUUUUAAAUCUGGUUGUGUCUGAUGAGCUUGGAGAUAUUUUCUUGUCGGUGAAGAGAAUUAGAGAAGCAGUGAGGUUCAUUAGAAAUUCACUAGAAAGGUUGAAAAAAUUUCAUGAGUUUGCUACUGUUCAAAAGGUAGAAGGCAAACGUGGAUUGUGUCUUGAUGUUCCUACUAGAUGGAACUCGACAUUCUUGAUGUUGCAGGCUGCUGAGAGGUUUGAAAAGGUCUUCAUGAUGUUUGACAUGUAUGAUGACCAUUUCCGAAAGGAUUUGGAAAGCAAGAAGGAUAGACAUGGCAUAAUUGGUGUCCCGGAGAAGGAUGAUUGGGAGAAUGCAAGGAGAAUGAUGGGAUUUCUUGGUCGGUUCUACGACUUCACUUUGAAGAUCUCGGGCUCAAAGUAUACCACUUCUAACUUGUUCUUACAAGAAGUGCAUUCCCUAUAUCAUUUGAUAACCAAGUGGGAGACGGAAGUUGAGAAAGAUCUCGACUUGAGUAUUAUGGCGAGCAAGAUGAAGAUGAAGUACGAGAAGUAUUGGGGAGAUGUGGAUAAAAUGAACAAACUACUUUACAUCUCCACUAUAAUGGAUCCGAGGUACAAGAUGGGUUUUGUUGAUUUUGCUUUGAAAAUGGUGUAUCCUGAGGGUGGAAAGGGAGCACGUAUAGCGGAGAAUGUGAGGAAGGCUACAUUUGAUCUAUUUGCUCACUAUGAACAACUUUGGAAGUUGAAACAAUCCAAGAAUGCCUCUACUUCUUUGGCCCCAAUUGUGGAGGAGGGUGAUGGGGAUGAGCUUGAUGUACUUGCUGAAUACAAAAAGCAUAGAGAGCAAAUUGUAGGGGCGGUAAACAAAUCCGGGCUUGAGAAAUACCUUCGUGAGGAAGACGAACCAAUGGUGCUCAAGUUUGAUGUACUUGAUUGGUGGAAGGUUAACUGCUUGAGGUUUCCAGCCCUUUCCAUGAUGGCUAAGGAUGUUUUAGCGGUCCCAAUCUCUACCGCUGCAUCCGAAUCUGCCUUUAGCACUGAUGAUUUCAGAAGUUCAUUGACUCCUAAGAUAGUGGAGGCCUUAAUUUGUAGCUCAGAUUGGAUUCGUGGCGAUUCUGCACCACCAUCAGCAGAGGAGGAUCCACAAGAGGUCGAGAAAAUAGAUGAAGAAUUGGACAAGUUGAUGAAUGCAAUCUCCAUAAGAGAUAAUCUUGUUUCAUCUACCUCAACUUCCAAUGUACCAAGUUCAAGUGGAAGGAGGAACGAUGGUAGUGCAUCUAGUAGUGCUUGGGGUGAGAAUUCCGAUGUUUCUAUGCAUGAUUGA